AUGUUAAUUUUGUAUCUUUCAGCAAUAUAUAGUAGUUUGGCAGACGCUUUAUCUUAUGAAUUUAAUGAAGAUUUUUCAAAAAUAAGUCAUUAUAUACGAACAAAAAUUGAUUGGUCACUUUCAUCUAAACGUUCACUUCUUCAUCACGUUCAAAGAGAUGUAUAUGAUAAUAAGGGUAAACUUGAUAAUAUCGCUAAUUUUGUAUUUGAUCCAACAUCAAAUAUAAAACAAAGCCGUCGUUUUCAUAUAUUUAUUCCAACAAUUGCUUCAAUUGAACGACAAUAUGGUUCUGGUGUUAGUGCAUUAUUUCAUCUUCAAAUUGGAUUUUUUUUUAUUAAUUUAUUAACAUUAAUUGUUUGGCUUGCAUUAAUCAUAAUUCCAUAUAAUAUUUUCACAUCGUCAACAACAUUUUCAAAUGUUACAUUUACAUUUUCAUCAAUAUUUACAACGAAAGGUUAUUUAUCUAAUUCAAUUUUUUUUCAAGGUUCUUAUCCUACAGGAGUAAUUGCUAAUAAAUAUAAUUUAUCACUUAUAUAUUUUAUAACAACAUAUAUUUAUUUUAUUAUUUGGUUUAUUUUUAUUACAAUACAUUUUGCAAUAACAUAUAAAAGAAAAGUAUUCGAUUCAAUAUUAGGUACAAAACUUGGCAUUGGAUUUAUGUGUACAUUUGCACGAUAUGACUAUACAAUUAAAUCUGAUAAAGAGAAACAAAAACAUAUAACAACUUUUCAAAGACAAUUUUUAGAUUUAAUUGAAAAUGAUGAAAGAAUUGAAUCGAGUCAUCGGAAUAAAUUUAAAACUUGUGGAUAUAAACUUACACUGAUUAUAAAGAAUUUACUUUAUAUUUUAUUAGCUAUUGGAUUAGGUAUUAUCAAUUGGUUAAUUUUAUCUUCUUGUAAUAAUCCAACUAUUGAUUGCACUGGUUCAAUUAUUUUUAUGGUUCUUAUCAACCGAUUAAUGCCAUAUUUUAUCACUAUUCUUACACAAAUUGAACAUUUCAAAUAUUUAGCAGAUAAAUUGAAUGCUGUUGGAUUUAGAUGUAUUGUCUUAAACAUAUGUAUGAUGUUAUCAUUUACCAUACAUUUUUUUGUUAAUGCACCUUCAUGUUAUGAAACAGCUUAUGGUCAAUAUAUCUAUAUGCUUUUGUUAUCAGAUUUAUUUGCAUCAUUGGUCUUUCCAAUAUUAUUUGGUCUUUUAUUUGAUUUAAUAUGUGGUAGAAAGAGUCGUAAUUUUGAUGGUAUUAAUCUUCAUGUUCAAUUAAGUCCACCUGUAUUACUCUAUAGUCAAUUUCUUAUAUGGCUUGGAAUUUAUUUUUCUCCUCUUAUAUCGAUAAUGGUGUUAAUAAAUAUUUUAUUUUCAUUUAUUUCUCAUCGUUUAUAUUUAUAUAUUCGUUCACUUCGUUCAAAUUCGUAUAAACGUGUUUUUAUUUGGAAUGCUCAUCGUCUUGAAUAUUUAAUAUAUUUAUUGGCUUAUUUUCUUUUAAUAGUAAGUGUAACAUGCUUUGUUGUAUUUACAACCCAAAUAAAACCAAGUGAAAAUUGUGGACCAUUUCGUCAAUGGAAUGCUUCAUAUCAAGUCAUUGAAAAUUUUUUGAAUGAAUAUCAAUCAUCUGUUUUAUGGAUAUCAAUUGUUAAUUUUCUAACAUCACCGGGUUUUAUUUAUUUUCUUGGUGUUACUUUUUUUGUUAUUGCUUAUAAAUUAAAACAUGAAGAAUUAGCUGAAAAACAACUUGUAUUCAUACGUGAUAGUAGUCUUGCAAAUAAAAAAAAAUUACGAGAAAAAGCAGUGAAAAAAUUACAUCAACAACAAAAGAAGAAAAAAGAAAAACGAAAAUCUGUUAAAAAAACAUCAAUUGAUAAUGACGAUGAUGUUGAAGAAAUCGAACGAUUUUAA
Rotaria sp. Silwood2 is the source of this 1893-nucleotide messenger RNA. The record is from the annotation of a GenBank genome assembly. NCBI's taxonomy places the organism in Eukaryota, Metazoa, Rotifera, Eurotatoria, Philodinida, Philodinidae.